UUUUAUUUUUAUAUGUCAUUCUAGGUUUUUUUUACACAAGUUAAAGACAUCACUAAAUUUAUUGUAAUACACAACUUGAAGAGUCAAAGAUGCAAUUUGAAGAAGUCAUUUCAGUAAAACAAACUUUGUUAUGUAUAAUCCCUAUGGUGUGUAAUAUUCACAAUUAGAUAUCUUGUUAAAAUAUGUUACUUUAGAUAUCUCAUUAAAAUAUGUAUGUUUUUAAUCUAUAUUAUUAUUUGCAAAGUGAUUUUUGGCAUUUGAGAUUUCAUGUUAAAAAUUAAAAUGAUUAAUAUUGUUUAUACUUAAAUGAAUAAAAUACAUAAAGUAGCCGCAAAAUAAAAAUGAAUUUUAACUUUUGAUUAGAUAAGUAACUAAAAUUAAUAGUAAUAAGAAUUAUUCAAAAUUUUAAAAUACAUUGUUAAAUAAAAAGAUAAUUUCUAUAUAUAUUGUGUUGUUAUCUGAAAAAAAAAUUUUUAAUAAAAAUUUAAAAAUUAAAAUUGAAAAUAUAUAAUUAAUAUUAAUCAAUAAAUUUUUAAAUUUUAUAUGACUAAAAAGAGGAUAUUUAGUGAUUUUAAAUAUUGGAUGUAUAAUGAAUAUAGUGUAGAAGAAAAACAUUAUAAUAAAUAAGAAAUUUCAGAUUAAAACAUAAAUAAAAAUUAAGAUAAUUUCAAUAUAUAUAUAUAUAUAUAUUAUGUUGUUAUCUGAAAAAUAUUUUAAUUAAAAUUUUAAAAACUAAAAAAUCAUAACUAUAUUAAUCAAGCAAAAGUCUUGAUCUUAUAUAACUAAAAGAGGAUAUUGAGUAAUUUUAAAGAUUUAUUUAUGUAUACUAAAUACAAUGUACAAAGAAAUUUUUUUUUUAAAAAUAGAGACAAUUAGUUAAAUAUACCUAACGGAAGUCCAUAUUUGCUAACUACACACGGAUUGAUGUUAAUGGUAUGGUAUAUGGCAUUUAAGCCAUGAGUAGACAAUUUUACUCAUCUAUAGUGGUCAAAGUUUUUGCUAUCAAUUCUGACGCGACAUAAAGCAAAAAUGUGUCAGUUGAAUAAAGUGGUGUUUAAAGUCAUAAAUUUACAGCUGGAGCGUUUUUAACCACUUUAUUUAUAUCCAUAUUUACAAUUAUAUUAUUUACGAAAAUAAACUAAUGGAAAAAAUAAUUAAUAAUAUGGUUAUAACAAUAUAAAAAGAAUUACUAGGACAAACUAUAUCUCUACACAACGACCAAACAAAUUAUCUCUCCACCACGAUAUAACAAUAUGACUAACUCAUUUCUAUAUGAUAUUUAUAAUUUCGCCAAAAAGAUAUAUGUCCUGCAAAUUUCUCUUCAUUAGUCUCAAUUUAGAAAAACUACGAGCAUAUGAAAAGAAAUAUAUCUCGGGAUCUUCCAAUCUGUCUAACAACAACGACAACACGUAAAGGUUUGACUAAUGUAAUUUGUAACCGUUUAGACAUAGUAUUAUAUAUGGUCUAACAUAGCAUGUACCCGAUAACAAAUUAUAUAUCAGCUAACAUAACAUGUACCACGUAACAAAAUCAUUUAACGGUUUCUUAUAUCAAAUAAUAUAUCAGAUAGAACAUGUACCAGGUAACAAAAAUGUUAUCAGGUAACAAAAUUUUUAUCAGAUAACAACAAGUCUAUGGCAUACCAACCAUUUAUUAAUAAUUUGAUAUCAAACUAUUUAUAAGCUAAAAUAACAUGUACCAUGUAACAAACUAAUUUAUCAGAUAAUAAACAAUUUAUCAAAAAAUGUAUCAACUUGCAAACCAUGUAUCUACCAAUUUAUCAAAUAACAAACCAUGUAUGAAACAAUGUAUAAGUCGACAAACUAUUUACCAAAACAUUUAUCAGCUACUAAAUUAAAGAGAAAUUAUUAACAAAUAUUUUAUAACAUCUUAUUUACUUCGAAAAAAUACCCAUGAUCUUCCCAAAAUUUAAUUAAACUCAUAAUUUAAAAAUUAUUAUUCGAAUUUGAAAAUAUCCAUAAUCUUUCCAAAGUUAAUUAAACUCAUAAUUUGAAAUUAUUAAUGAGAAGAGAUAUGGGAACAUAAGCUAGGAACAAUAUAGAUUAUAUGAUUAUAUCUUGUCGAACGGACAUCAUCAAUGCAGAACCUCGUUUCAGUUCGAGUUAAUAAUUGUUCCAUGUCCACGAGACUGACAACACUUUUAACUGCGUAGAGUUGAGUUUAGGGCUAUUAUGGUUUUGAAAUUAUUAAUCAGAGAGCAUGAGUAAUUUGCCAAUAUAGAUGUCUGAUAGGUAUACACAUACACCAAUUAACUCAAAAAAUAUAAUAUGUAGAAAUUCACAGUUUUUAUCAUUAUAACUUUUUAGUUAGUAAUAUAUAUAUUAAUCAGUAAAUAUAAAGUAUUUAUAUCCGCAUGUGCGGACAAAACACCUAGAUUAUUAUAUACAUAAUAACUUUAAGUAAAUUGAUGUUACAAUUUAAAACUGAAAGUAUAUCAAAACUAUAUAUUAUAUAAUUAAAUUUUGUUAGGAAAAAUAUCUCUGAAAUUUUAAAAUGCUAGUCAGAACCUAGUAUUUUGUCAAAAAUAACAUUAUUACCUUCACAUUAUUGUAUAACCAAAAUCUUAUUAUAUUUUUCAAAUCAUAUAAUUGUUAUUGAAGUCGAAUAUAACUGCAAAACCGAUUCUCGCCAUAAAAUUUUCUACUACCAAAUCAACUAACAAAAUCCAUCAAUCUCCAACUUAAUACUUGUUCUGAAACGCGGCCGAGUAGGCACGUAAUCGGCCAAGUACUCGUGAAACGUGAGCUCACCGAGGCGAGUUGAGCCAAUACGGUUGCCUUCAACGCCAUACCGAUUCUUGACCGCAGAAAGCGUGGUUUAACAUUACGCGGCCGUUGAAACGUGAAAUCAUGUGACCCAAAAAUCGGUCAUUCUACGUUUAUACACAAUCUUCUUCUCUCUUUUCCGACAAGACAACAAAAGUUGUGAUUGCUUUUCCUCAAAUUCACUUAAUCGAAACCAAAUCACCAGAAUCAAGCUCAUCCAUCACUUGCAAAUCCAAAUUGAAGCAGAUUCAGGUAAAAACCAACCAACUGCUCAAAGUACGGUGAGCUGUGACUGUCGGUGGCUUGGCUUCGUCGACCUCGAACAUGGAUGAAAUCAAUUGAGUUCUUUUGGAAUUUGAAAAUUAAAGGAAAAAACAGAAAGUAAAAUCCAGAAAAGUCGAGCUAUUACAUGAUGCUAUGGUUAUCAUCACUCGUCUGACCGAUCAUGUCCUUUUUGUGUGUGUGUGUGCUAACACCGAUCAUCUCCUUCUCUUCAUAUUCCACAAUCUGAUGUAUCCUUUUGGGCUUUACUAGUCUCCUCCAAAUCAUCUAUUGGACCAAACAAUCAAUUAUAUAUGUACAACCCAUUUCCACAAACUAAAGUCUCCAAAAGCUUAUUUUUUGUUGUUUCAAUAUCAUUAGAGUGGCUAGUGGUCUUAUAUUGCUUUUGUAACUCUUACCGUAUAAGUAAGAGGAUAGUUUAAUGAUAAUACAGAUGAUGUAAAUAAGUGAGAGGCUAGUUUUUGUUCUAUAAAAUCGAGCAAUAUUACUGUGUAUAUACAAAUUGAUGACUAAAGAUAAACAUGAAUGCACAAAAUCAAUACAUUUACAUGGGACAUAAAAAUUUAUUUUACAUAAACAUGUAUUAUGCAUAAAAAUUGGUAAUACACAUAUAAAUAGAGCAUAAAAGUACAAAAAUUUCUUCCCCGCCUACUCCUUUAUUUUUUCCCGAUUUUUCAAUAAAUCGAUAGGCUCUAGUGUGCCGCACGCGUAGCGCCUAGCGAGUUUCUGAACAAGGCUUAAUACUCGAAGAUCUUAUACUUAAUCCACUAAAACAAAAAUCUUAAAACCCUAACAACACAACCCUUUAAUUUUCAAACUGCUCUCUCUUGAUAGACAAAGAAGAAGAAGACAACGAAUACUCCCAACACAAAAAGACGCAUACGAUCCCCGCAACUACUUUCCUCUUCAUCGCCGGCCUGAAGAAUGUCGACAGCCCGUAGGAUCCGCGGCGAGAAUCGGUUCUACAACCCUCCCGCGAUCAGGAAACUGCAACAGGAGCGCGAGAGGAAGAGACUCGAGGAGCAAGAGGCGCAAGAGAAGAAGAAGGCCACCAAGGAGAUAACACUCGAUCGACAGAAGAAAGAGGAGGAGAAGCGUCCUUUACCCUCUCCCGACGAGUGCUCCACUUCCGAUUGCUCUGUUCCGGGUCGGUCUAAUUUGGGGCGGUUUCUCGAUUGCACCACUCCCGUCGUUCGAACCCACUACUUGCCUUUGACAAGCACCAAGGGUUGGAGAACUCGUGGACCGGAGUUCUGUUCUUACUUCUUGCUGAAUGAUUUGUGGGAUUCGUUCGAGGAGUGGAGUGCUUACGGUGUUGGAGUUCCUCUUCUCUUGAAUGGAGUUGAUUCUGUUGUUCAGUAUUAUGUUCCCUAUCUCUCUGGGAUUCAGCUUUAUGAAGACCCAUCAAGAAGAGCCUCUGCGAGUAGGAAGAGAGCUGGGGAAGAAAGUGAUGGUGAUUCGUCUAGAGACAUGAGCACCAAUGGCUGCAGAGUCUCUUUGGAGGAGAAGCCAUAUUUUGGAUCGUCCAGUGAUGCUCCUGGUGAUCUCGUCUUUGAGUAUCUUGAAGCCGCCAUGCCAUUUGGCCGUGAACCAUUGACUGACAAGAUAUCAAAUCUGGCAUCACAGUUUCCAGCACUCAGAACAUACAGGAGCUGUGAUCUAUCGCCUUCGAGUUGGGUCUUUGUUGCUUGGUACCCGAUAUACCGAAUACCGUUAGGUCAAUCUUUACAAAACCUCGACGCUUGCUUCUUAACAUUCCACUCCUUAUCCACACCCUCUCGAGGUACAAGCAGCAAUGAGAACGGUCAAAGCUCAAGCAAAUCGGUAGCACCAUCGAAGAAGGUUACGUUGCCCACUUUCGGUCUGGCGUCUUACAAGUUCAAGAUGUCUGUGUGGAGUCCAGAGAGCGACGUGGAAGAGAGCCAGAGAGUCGUGGCUUUGCUACGAGAAGCUGAAGAGUGGCUGAGGCGGUUGAAGGUUAUGUUGCCGGACUUUAGACACUUCGUAACGCAUAGUGGUGGUUCGGCUUGGAGGUGAUGAUAGCUUUUAUUAUAGUCAUUUCUGAAAUCUGAACUAAUUAAAUAAAAAGAGUGAUACUUCUGAAGGGACGUGAUAGUUUUGUACAGACAUCGAUACUACAUUUUGUUAUGUUACUGUGGAGGCUUUUUGUUAUGUAAUUGAUACGUAUUUGAAAGAGUUAUUAGA
Molecule: messenger RNA, 5273 nt
Organism: Brassica rapa (field mustard)
Lineage: Eukaryota; Viridiplantae; Streptophyta; Magnoliopsida; Brassicales; Brassicaceae
Source: RefSeq, a predicted model, not a curated record